Plectropomus leopardus (leopard coralgrouper) is the source of this 3981-nucleotide messenger RNA. It is a transcript of the gene ptpa, whose product is annotated as protein phosphatase 2 phosphatase activator. Gene Ontology annotation, molecular function: peptidyl-prolyl cis-trans isomerase activity; protein tyrosine phosphatase activator activity. Gene Ontology annotation, cellular component: nucleus; protein phosphatase type 2A complex; cytoplasm. NCBI's taxonomy places the organism in Eukaryota, Metazoa, Chordata, Actinopteri, Perciformes, Serranidae. Gene Ontology annotation, biological process: mitotic spindle organization. The record is from RefSeq and is a predicted model, not a curated record.
AAGACUGCAGCCUCACCAUGGCGGAAACAGAGCAGCAGUCAGGAUCCACUCCUGAGGAUGAAGCGCUUGACGUCAUGGCCAGCGUCACCUUCAUGGUGCCCAAGAAAGAAAUCAGCAUGGUGCAGGACAUGGGCAAGUGGAAGCGAUCUCAAGCGUAUGCUGACUACAUGGGCUUCAUUCUGACACUCAAUGAAGGCGUGAAGGGAAAGAAGCUCACAUGUGAAUAUAAAGUGUCAGAGACGGUGGAGAAGUUACUGGAUCUUCUGGACACUCUGGACCGAUGGAUAAACGAGACCCCUCCUGUUGAGCAGCCAUCACGCUUUGGUAAUAAGGCCUACAGAACCUGGUAUGCCAAACUAGACCAGGAAGCAGAGGCCCUGGUGUCAGCUGUGCUCUCUGCUGACAGAUGUGCUGCAGCUCCAGAGAUAGCCGUGUACCUGAAAGAGUCUGUGGGGAACUCCACCAGGAUAGACUAUGGAACAGGUCAUGAAGCUGCCUUUGCCGCAUUCCUCUGCUGCCUCUGCAAGGUCGGAGCUCUCAGGGUCGAUGACCAGCUGGCUAUCGUUUUUAAGGUUUUUAACAGGUAUCUUGAAGUGAUGCGGAAGCUGCAGAGGACCUACAGAAUGGAGCCAGCUGGGAGCCAAGGAGUAUGGGGACUGGAUGACUUCCAGUUUCUGCCCUUCAUCUGGGGGAGCUCCCAGUUUUUAGAUCACCCAACAUUGGAGCCUCGGCACUUUAUCGAUGAGAGGGUGGUCAACGAGCAUCACCAAGACUACAUGUUUCUGGAGUGCAUCAAAUUCAUCAAUGAGAUGAAGACGGGUCCGUUUGCAGAACACUCCAACCAGCUGUGGAACAUCAGUGCCGUUCCCUCCUGGUCCAAAGUCAACCAGGGUCUGAUCAGAAUGUACAAGGCCGAGUGUUUGGAGAAGUUCCCCGUGAUCCAGCACUUCAAAUUCGGUAGCCUGCUGUCCAUCCAGCCUGUGAAGCCUUGACUCUGAAGCCAUGCACGCCAUGGAAAGACCAAAAUCCCGACAGUUGGAACCUACAGUUUUCCCUUCCUCCAGCAUCCUCACGUGCAAACCCAACAGUAGCAACAACCAACAACAUGUAGUUUGUACACACGCAACUCCACAUGUGCGCACAUGUGGUCAUGAAAGCUUGUUGGCCAUCCAUGACGUUAAUGCGGAGCAUGUUGUGGAUGAGCUUUGUGAUUUUGGAGCAUCUUUAUAUAUUUUUGUCAUUUUAUUUAUAUAAUAGAUAGAUUUGAAUUUGGGCCCUUUUUUGAGGGAUGGAGGGAAUUUUUUGGGGGUUUUUUUUCCGGUGUGCUCAUUGAUGCUUAAUGCUUGAAUUGACCUCAGAGUGUGAAUCCUCAUGAGCAGUAGGCUCAUUCACAGAGUGAGCUGCUACAAAGAAGACUUUGUGUGACUUCUUCAAAAUAUUUUGCAAUAGUUUCCUCUUCAGUUUUAGGUUGUUUUAUUUUUUGGUUUUGCUUUUAAGGCCAAAUGUUUUUUCUAUUUUAUUGCAAAUGUACCAAUAUUUUUAAAUGACCAGGUCAUCCCAACAUCCCCGUCACAUUAAGAAUUUGCUGAGAAAUAACAGUUUUGAGUGUUUUUUUCCAAAAUAAAAUGUCUCAACAUUUCCCUGUCUCGCUCAAAUGGGGAAAAAAAAGUCAGUAUUAGACUUUUAAAGCUUCCACAACAGUUCAUCCAAAACAGAAUAUACUGAAUUUCAUGCACUUUGUUUACAUGAAAAGUAAGAAGUUUAGAUAAGAAUCUUAGCAUAUCUCUCUUUAAUUUUACCCCUCCAUGUGUCCCUUUUAAGUUACUGUCAAUAAUCUACACCCAUCACAGUCCCAGCUGAGCCCACUCUUAAUUUAAAGGACCUCUAUAUGACAUUCAGAGCAUUAACACAUGAGCAAAGCACUAUUUUCUAUUUAAAGAUAUAGUGGAGUGACGGCGACCUGAGCAGAGAAUGAAGUCACACUCCCUCUGUGUGUGAUAUAAUCUGAGCUGCUCUUUUCUUUAAGCUGCACAUACAUGUUAGUGCAUGUGAGUUCUGCUGGAUUCAAAUGGAACUCAUGAGCUUGUUGUUACGACAUGAGAAGCCACAUACAUGAUAUGUUUUGCAUUCAAGUCAUGGAGGCAACAGUGACAUGGACGCUGCUGCUGCCGUCUAAACGCCACCAAGGCUAACAAUUUAGCAAACUAGCGAGCCAGUCACGAAAUGCAAAGGCGGAGUGUUAGAGGAAAAAGAUGAGGCCAUUGGGAAUAUCAAUUUCCUCUGGCAUAUAAAAUUACAGCAACUUUAUAUAUAAAAUUACAAUAUAUUAGCUUACCAUCCUCCGAAAAAUUUAAGUCCAUGGCCUGCAUCAUUUCUGAAAGUAAAAAACGUCACAACUCAUGAACUCAAAGCUUCUACAUACUUUAUACUUCAUAAAUACGACAUAAGGGGGGUGUUCUUCUCAUGAUCAUGAUUAACUCAACCCCAUUAGAACGCAGCCAUCUUGUGUGUUUAUCCCAACGGAGUUAUUAAUUUCCCCAAGAAUGUUCCACCUAGUUCCAAACACGCAUGGGGAAAAAAAAUAGUGCCACUUCUUAGGUUUCCAUCAACCCUCAAAUUGCACAAAUUGAAAUUGUGAAUAUAAAACAUGUCUAAUGGAAAUAGGUCAAUAAAAAAACUCAUUGCAAAAAUGUUUUUAUGCUUGACGCAUGAGGUAUAGAUAUUUUGCGAAACGCUUUUUUUUUUUUUUUGCUUUUCUAGGUCACGUGAUGGGCUAUGUGCUUGUCAGUAAGAACUGGCUCCCUCAUGAUGCUGCAGGCCCUACAAAAGGUAUUAAAUCGCAUAGCUCUUCAAAAAUUGGGCAGAUCAUCCGGAAGUUUUGUAUCCAUAAUUCCUCUGUAAAAUCGUGGACUAUCACCUCCCAGAAAUCCCUCAUACGUGGCUGCUCUUACGUAUAAGGGGCUUGCCUUUCCAUUACUGCGGGCAUAACACAUCUACGUAGCCUUUGGUCAAAAAUCAUGACGACAAGUGCGGUGGGUUCAAUAGAAAUGAAAUCCAUCUUUUGAACAUCAAUAACUAUGCUUCUUGGAAUGUUAUCACCAGAGGAGAAGUCGCAUAACAUCACUCAGUGGAAACGCAGUCAUCUCGCAAUUGUAUGUCAUCAACAUUUCAAAAAUAUUAUGUUUUGCUCAAAUCUGUAUUGGAAAUAUGCUUACUGUUAUCCCAGUAACUUGCUAAAUGCCACCUUAUGGCUGAUGACGCAUUGUCACUUGUUCCCUCCAGCUCCCCUCUGGUUAACACUGUUUACUGUCAGCACUGUUGUUAUCAUCAUUAGCUGCUAGCCACCAGCUCAGCCACCUCCAUGUUGAGAGCCGUGUGCAGACAAUCCCUGCUCAGACUUCGAAUCAUAGAUAUGCUCUGAAUAUCACGUAUAGCUCCUUUAAAGGUGCAGUCAGCAAUUCUAAUUAAAUGCACUUUUUGUCAAACACUAUUAUUGCAGCCAAUCAGAAAAAGGGGUGUUCAUGCUCAUUCAUAGGACAAGGCAAAGGCAGUAGGAGCAAGAGGGUCAAUCUGGCACAUGCAAUAAGGUGCUGAACUCUACAUUGCAAAAUUAACAAUCUUUCUCAAGAAUCACUGACUCCACCUUUAAUUUACUUAAUCUGUUAGGGUAAACAUUUAUGUGAAUUGACAAACCAUUCUUGAAUAAAUUCUUGUGGUUGUGCUGUGUAGCUUUUUCCUCAGAAUUCUCACCCCACAUAAAAUAGAUGAUAGUAAUAAUAAAUAGAGGUUUUUUUUAAUAAUUAUAGUUUCCUACCCCAGAUUUGACCCCAGUUUUGAUUGAUUGGUGAAUUCUGCAUGUGUCUCAACUGGCACAUUUCAAAGAUCACGGCAUGUGUUUUUUAAUUUAAUAAGAUAAGAACUAUUUUUGUGUGAUUACCUUGACCUGUCAAACCUGAUUUAAUAAAUUCCUCCGUUUUCUCA